Molecule: messenger RNA, 1872 nt
Organism: Chenopodium quinoa (quinoa)
Lineage: Eukaryota; Viridiplantae; Streptophyta; Magnoliopsida; Caryophyllales; Amaranthaceae
Exons: 2
Coding region: 831-1391 (186 amino acids)
Source: RefSeq, a predicted model, not a curated record
UUAUUUUUGUUUUUGUGUGUUAACAGUAAUCUUGAAAAUAUUCUAUAUUCAAAAGAAUACAUAAAAAUUAACUUAUUUUUGUGGUGAAAAAAUUAUUUUUAAAUUGAGAGGUUGCGUGUUUUGUAUUUAAGUCUUAUUAGAGCAUUUUUUUUAAUUACAAGUCCAUGGCAUGGCGUAAAGAUUACUUUACGUUCUUACCAACACCUUGUACAUGGCAUGGCGUAAUGUACAUGGCAUGGACGUUCUUACCAACACUUUAUAUAUUAGUAAAGAUGUUACCUAAGAUGUUAACAAUGUGUAAUUUGGUUAUAUGCAAAUAUUAUUCAACUAUAUACUGUUGUACUUAGAAGCAUAACCAUUACCUUUCUAAAUAUGCUCCUAUAUAAAGGUGUGUUAUACAGGCUCCCUCACCACCAGCCAUCUAAACAAACUACAAACAAAAUGCCUUCCUCCUCGAAAGCUGAUGUUAUCUCCCAAGGAGCUAGUGACAACAUGAGUGACGACGCUGCUUCUCCGACCAAAUCAAAGGAGAAGAUAGAGGGUCUCUCUCCCAAUCGGGAAGAUAGGGCCAAAAUGAAAAAGAUCUUAUCUGAGAGUGCAGACAAGGGAAAGGUCGUUGCCCUCACCCCUUCUGAUGCCAUACCCCCAGUUGUUGGUAAGGGAAAACGUAAGUCGCUUGCCUUAUCCCUAAGCAAAGGAGACAAGGGCAAGGGAAAGGCUGGAGAAGGGUUCUGCAAAGAUAAGAAAGGGAAGGGGGUAAUGUCAGCCAAAAAGGCGAGAAGGUCAGCCAGAAAGAAAAGGAAGCUGGAGUCGAAAAUGCUUCUUCAAGCAUGUUUGGUGAGGGUGAGGUGCAUCCUUACUAUCGGAAAGAGGUGAUGAAUCCUUGUGUGAAAAGCAAGCUGCUGGCUCAACUGAGGACGUUUUUUGGCCACAGGAAUGAUGAAUCCUCUGCUAGUGACUCCUCCAGCUGCACUGAAGAUGAAUCUGUAGGGAAACCCACCAUGGGAGAGUCCUCUAAUGCAGGCAAUGGGAAUGCUGGUGAAGAGUUUGGGGUGAUUGUGAGGAGCUUAUCACCUGGAGACAUAGGUGUGAUGUACACUAUCACCAUUGAUCAAACCUUUGAUCAUAUCUACAACGACUAUGCUGCUAGACUUGGUUGCCAACCCACAUCCUUUUGGUUGACAAAAGAAACAAAUGGUUUUCCUGUUGAUGCAAAAGACACCGCUCGACAAGCUUCAAUUAGGAAUGGAUCAAUUUUAAUCUCCAAUGGGAAGGAUCCCCAAGCCAACAUGGAUACAACAAUGAGGAGGUUCUAUCUUGCUGAUGUUAGUGGGUCUUCCAGGAAGAUGAAGGUCCAAGCACAGCUCCAUGUCAGAAUCACAAAACUCUAGUAUAUAUCAGAAUCCAAUAAGUAAGUUAACGCAAACCAAAACCCAAAAAUACAAGACUACAAGUUCAAAACCUUACCCCACUAGAGAAAUCAUCCAACAAAGGAUCAGUUUAUAUCACGAAAUCAUCACCACAACCUUACUCCAGCAGAGAAAUCAGGAAUUGUCAAGCUUAAUCACAAAUCAACUACUAGAUUUUACUAAUAUUACUACUACAUAUUCCUACAUAUUACUACUUGAUAUUACAAACAACAUACAUAUAUAGCACAAUAUUCGCAGAUUUGUUUUAAGGGUGGAGUACUACUAUAUGGUUAACCUCAAAAAGCUUCAGAACUCCCUUUGGUCCAUUCCAUGCUGUUCGAGUCCAGCACCAAGUCAGCAUCAUCAUCAAGGCUUACACUAUCACCAUAUUGGGUGUUGCAUACAUCAGCAUCAUCGGCACUACCAUAUUGGGUGCUGCAUACAUCAGCCUCACUGAUAUCCA